AACACAGAACGACACAGCACGGCGUGUGACUGUGACCCCAUAUAGGCCAUAAAUUAUAAUGCGAGUCUACAUUGUAGUGUCAACUGAGAACUCACUGGAUCACGGUGCAUGCUAGCGGAAAAGAUGAAAAGAAGGCGUACAAAAUAGUAGUAUUAGGUGGCAGAACCAUUCUCGUUCCUUGUCGUGGAACACCGUACCGGCUAGCGUGUCUUCACCAGAGGUCCAUUUAGGAAAUUUUGUUUCUAUGUUGUGUAGUGUGGCGAGCGUGACAGUGGUGGCUUGUUCUCAUCGUAACGGGCGUCAAGACACGAACAACUAGCCGGUUGAUCGCCUCCUGUUUCGCUCAAGCAGUGGACACGACUGCAUCUCAAUCGUGUAGGGCAGAAUCAGUGUGCUGUGUUUGUGCAACUGUACCGGUGUGGUGUUUUGUGUUGCAAUUCUGCUUUGCGCUACGCCCAGGCAUGGGCCAAGAGCAGCCCUAUCUGCCAGCAGUGAUCUAACAAACCUAUAGCAUCGCUUUGCUGCAGUUAGGCCAGCGGCGGUGUGCAGUGCUUCUGCUGCUACAGCGGCGCUGGUGUCGUUGAAGCGCGACACGGCCGACACAAACAACCGUACAUUCAGGCACACUACACAGCAGAAAAAGGCCCGGCAGCGCUAGCGUCGGUCGGCACCAUCGCAAACACAAUAGGUCCCUCAUCAUCAGCAGCAGCGGCACCGCUCAGCUGGUCCCGGCACACAUAGGCCGAACGCAGCAGUACGGUCGCGCAUGGCCUCUGCCUCGCCAGGACGGAGGGAUAAGGAAGGAUGUCUGCCAGUGCGCGUCGCCGUGGUAGGGUUAUCUGGCGCGGGAAAUGCCGAGUGCGGUGUAGGAAAGUCAUGCCUCUGCAAUCGUUUCGUGCGAUCUGCCGAGGAUGAGUACGAGGAGAAGCACUUCUCGGCCAUUGCAUCUACCGAUUUCUACGGUUCAGUCAUCAACGGACAGCAUUUCUUGUACUGGGGUAAGGCUAGAAAGUACCCCCAUAGUCGACCGUCGCCAGAGCUGUCCGCACCACACAAGAAGAGCUACGAAUUCCACGUGGUGGAGCACACGGAGUUCGUUGACGACUCCACAUUCAAAACGCUAAGUGGUUCAUCAGAGUCAGGAAUUGCAGCCUACCUGCGGCGCGUUGGGAAGCUGAAAUUGACCUCAUCUGGCAAAUUAUCCUAUAUCAAUCGUGACCAGCUAGCCGAUAUUGCAAUCGGAUCAUCAUCAAGCUACGAAGUGGAGACUUUCCCGUCACCGUUUGAGGUCGACGCUUUCCUAGUGGCUGUUGAUGUGAGUCGAAUAUUGCCAACUCAGGCCAAGUGGCUGGAGAAACUCCUGCAAGCGCUGGGUAAGCUGAAGCGGCCGUUCGUGAUUGCUGCAUGCAAGUUCGACAAGGUGCUGCCAGCGUGCAUGGAAGAGCUGGGCGGUCUGGUGAAGCGCCACGCCAAGGGCACACCCAUAGUGGAGACGUCGGCCAGGCAGGCGGUGAAUGUGGACGCGGCCUUUAUGGCGCUGGCAUCCAUGAUGCGACGCAGUGGCCGCCACAUUGGAAUUGGAAAGUCGCCGGACGGCUACGAGGAGGCGCUCCACGAGGUGGAGGAGGAGCGCGGCAAACUCAUGACGCGAUUUCGCAGCCUCCUGGAGCAGGAGGUGCACGACUUUUGCGUGACGUGGCCGCAAGUCGAGGUACUGCUAACUGGCCGUGAGGAACUGCAGCAGUUGAUCUACACCGCUGGUCGCGACGCCGUGCGUCACAUCGUCAUAGCACACGUCAAGCUACUGCGAGAAUCGCGGCGCAACGAGCAGCUGCGGACCUACAAGACGGCGCUGAAGUGGGCCUUUGCCACACUACUGCCCGGCGUGCACAUGAACUCGCAGUUUGAAAACGCCAUGGAAACCGUACGGUCCCACUCGGCCGUCAGCGAUUACCUGGUAGAAGUCGGCGACGAGCCGUGGGACGGCAAGGAACUUCUGAGUAACCCGCCGGAGCACCACCGUGUACCCAUGGACGUUCUGCGGACGCCGGAAGCGCGGCAGGUGUUCGAGGAGCACAUCCAGAGCGUGGAGAUAGCGCGGCAGAAUGCCAUGCAGGCAAACAUGCUCAUGGACAUGAUGGAGGAGAGCAAGGCUGAACUGCUGCCAGGGUCAUCCUGGUCCAGUGCUUGGUCUCUCCUACGCUCCACUGGCAAGUCGUCCGAGAACCUAAGCAUCAAGGACAGCGUCAAGCAGCAGGUCUUCUCCCAGUUUGAUGCCGACCUGCGGCAGCAGUGCUGUGAUGAGUUCUAUGAUGCGCUGCUACUCAACAUGGAUGUGUUGGAGGGGCCAAUCGGUAACAGCGGGGCCACGCCAUCCGGUGAUCAGCUGAAGAAAAUCGAGCACGCCUUGAAGGGUAUGCCUGCCUAUGAUCGGCUGAGGAGGUGCGUCAACGAGCGCUCGCUUGUGCUGAUGAACUUGCUGGCGGAGAGACAGCGGCCGUCGCUGCACGAGGACGUACUGCGGCACAUUGCACGGUUGCCCACGGCGGAGAAGCUAUUGGAGACGAAUUGUGAAUGGGAGCUGUGUGCUACUGGCAAGGGGAUGUCGGUGAUCAUGGUGGGUCAGGAUGAGGACACGGCGUCAGUCGUCGACGGUAUCAAGGAAGCUGUCAGAUGUGGAAAGUUACCCGCCAAUCAGCUUCCCAAGAGAAUACUCUGCCUGGAUGCAGAGAAAGCUCUUGAUUCAUUACUUCCAAGCUCGAAGGAUGUUGGCAAACCCAAUGGUCUUUUGGCUGUGGUCAAAGGGCUGGAGUCCCUGGACAAAGUCGAGAGUUGCCUGGAGCAUCUGCUGUUACCGUCGGACGAUGCCACAUCUCUGAGCAGCGGAUGCAGUGACGGCGAGUACCGCGGAUUACCACUGGUCAUCGUGCAGAUCCGCGAGGCAGACAUGUCCAACGAGGACAGGAAGACGAUGAAGAAGCGAGUCACAACCUUGGCUGGCAGGCUUCACUGCCCAGUGGUGAAGGUAGUCUGUCCAGCUUCAGACACAGCGUUCAUAAGCUACGCCGCUAGUGCCAUUGUUCUGCUGCGCUCCGUAGUCGAUCGCCACUACACAGCUCUGGUUGAUGAUGAAAAUGUCCAGCAAGACAUUCGGAUUGCUCUAUGUACACUGGCUGAUGAUAAGAUGCACGUCGCGCAGCUGCUCUCUCCAUUUCUCUCCGCACAGUUCUGCUGGAAGGCACCAGCCAGCUCAGCUCGAAAGGAUUCCUUUCGCUGUCUUCUGUGCCUUGAGAAUCGCGCCCGGGUGCUGGAGAUCAGUCUGUACUCGACAAUGAAUCCCAACAUCGUUCUGCAGACUGCACAUCAUGGCUACAUAGUGUGUCACUCGCCGGUGCGGCCGGCCUCUGCACACCUGGCAUUGCGUAUGCUGGCAAAUCUUCCCACUGUCGUGCCACGCGUUGUGCUGGUGGGAACGCACGGCUCCGAUCUGCCCGACAAAGCUGAGCUGGAGCUGCUGGACCACACGGAUCGCGUAGCAAUGAGCGUCGGCGCGCUCACCAUCCUCGGCACUCCGGAUUAUUCGAAAAAUGACGCCCCGUUUCGAUACUUCCUGCAGUGCGUGUGGGAGAAGCGAGAGGACGUUCCCGAGCCAGCAGCGCCUCUGCCCAAGGGCCGCAACUCGGCGUUCAUUCUUGUCGAAAUGCAGAAUGGUGACAACAAGAUUCACACGCCUGACUUGAAUGACAUCAGACAUCGCCGCUCCAGACCCGAAGCUUACAGUCUGGUGGGAGCACCGGACUUGAGAGCGAAGUCCCAGGAAAACCUGCUGGAAGCUGUACACAGUUCUUCAGGCGAUAGGUUGCCACUUCGGAGGUCGGUGACACCGGAGACGCUACGCAGGGGCGCAUCACCCUCACUGGCCGCGGCUCGUAAGAACACCUCGCAGAUCUUCACCAUGUCUGGCCGUUCGCACAUCUAUGAUAAUGUCCAGCUUGCGACCGGUGCAUCUCGCGACCAGGGUGCCACGGGUGGCAUGGUGAAGUCCACGAGCGAAGACAGCCGCUUGCGCAUUCCAACGCGUACAUUUGCCAGCGCUCUGCCAUCGUCCUGCACAACCGCCUCCAACACGACACCAGAGGACAACAGCCGGCAGCCGAUUGCUCGUCGAAUUCUGCGCUCAGUAUCGCCGCGUCGUCUCUCCGUACCCAUUGCCUCGCUAAGUAGUCCCAAACAGGCCAGCGAAUCGCAGCAAGAUCAGUCGGACUCGCUGCCGUCACCGACCGAGUCAUCAAAGUACUUUCGGCAUCCGCCUCGGCGCUGGACGGGUGAUAGCAAGAGACCUCCUGUGGUGAUGCCCAAGCCAAAACGCCGUAUUGAGUCAUUGGACAACUCAUCUAUUGAUGUUCCCCAUGUUCCAGCUCCAGUCCAAUCUUCUACCAAAGCCAGCAACGCUCAUGGACUGGCGUUCGCUAAUAAUCACUUCAAGAGAGACGAGUUACCACCUGCUCCGCCGUUGACACGCUCGACGUCGGGUGGUCCGGCUACUAGUAGUAAAUGGUACUCGCCUGCUCCGCUGCUUGAUGAAAGAAAAACGGCCGAGAGUGCGGGGCAACCAACUACGCCCUCCAAAUCCUCAGGCCAAACGUAUGAUGAAGUCAAGACUCUACUGCCAUCGGAAGCAACUCCGUCAUCAUCAUCGUCAACAUCUUCAGGCAGCGAAGUGUCGCAGAUUAGUGCAAAGUCCCCGGCGAGUCUCAUCAGCACUGGCCACCCUACAAAUGCGCAGAGUGCUGGCCUGAAUUCUUCAAAAUCUCCCGAGUAUUCAGAAGCAGCAGCUCCUGGGAUCGCUUCCAACGUCACUCGAUCUUCCAAUCGGGAAUCUGUGCCACCGCCAACAUUUCGUAAGCCCAAAUUACUCUCUUCCCCCACAGUGUAUGAGAUUGUUGAUAGUGAUGAAGAGGUGAGUGAAAAGCCACUUCCACCUCCACCGCCUCUACCCAAGCCCGCACUGAACGCCGCCUCGCUAAACGCCUCACUGAACCCACCGCAGACACCGCCGCGCGUACAAUCACGCGGUGCAACGCCGUUACCGAGCGGCGGUGGCGGGGGUCCGGCAUCAUCACCGCCACCGCCGCCGCCACCGAAGACAGCGUUACAACAGGCCUGCAUGUCAGCGCUGAGCAGUGCUGCUAUCCUGUCGACAAGCGACGAUGCCCUGGCUGUGACCAACCCACUGAGUACGGAACUGAUCAGUACUGACGAGCUACUCAGUCAGCUGAGACCGGACAGUGACACUAGCACAUCGAGCAGCGAUGAGGCACCACCGCUGCCACCUCGCCGCUACCUCGUGUCAGACUCUGGAGACGAAUCGGACGACUUUGACAAGAUCGGCAGCUUGGAGCGUGGCUUCCAUGGUGCUGGCAACGGGAAUGAAUGGAACAGCAUAUUGCGACUCAGCCGCUCUCGCAUGUCCAUGCACUCGGAGCUUCUAUCGAAGCACGCGAGCAAGGAGCAACGGAAGCAACGGGAGAAGCAGCGGAAGCGGGAAGAAAAGGAGAUGCGCGAGCAGGAACGGCGCGAGAAGCAUGAACUGCGGCAGCAGAAGAAGAAGCAGGAGAAAGUGGAGCGUGCAAAGAAGAAGGCUGCGCACAAGCAGGCAAAGGCUAAAGCAGGAAAUGAAUUUCUAAAGCAGUAUAUGGUUGAUGGCGUCGGACCGGGAUCAUCCUAUUUUGGAAUCUAUCUACAUGAUUUACCCGUUCGCCAAGACGGCUCGAAGAUCCCGCUCUUUGUCGAGCUGUGCGUGGACCAUAUUGAGCAGCAUGGCAUCGAGUCGGGCGGUAUCUACAGGGUGUCUGGCAAGAAACCAUCGGUGGACAAGUUGCAGGAGGACUUCGCAAAAGAUCCGCUGAACACUACGAUUGAUAUCGAGGAGAUGAACGUGAACGUUGUGGCCAGUGCCAUGAAGUCAUUCUUCCGUCGCCUCCCGGAGCCUCUCAUUCCAACUCCAAUCCUGGCCCCGUUAGCCAAGUCGUUGUCCACAGCAAAUGAGCUAGAAGAUCAGCUUCAGGAUAUGAAGGUUUUGAUAAAUGCUGGUGUGCCUUCUACGCACUUCACUCUCCUCAAGUACCUCUGCCGCCAUCUGAACAGGGUGGCAGAGAAGCAUGAAAUAAAUCUGAUGCUGGCUAGCAAUCUGAGCAUAGUCUUCUGGCCAACCCUGAUGAGACCGGAGAGCCUAAACAUCAAUGAUUUCACCGUGGCACAGGAGAUGCCACUGACACUUCAGAGAGUAAUGACGCUGCUAAUUGAUAAGUAUCACAUGAUAUUCGAUGACAAUGCCGCUCGGGCGUUCCCCUCAUCGCCUGCUAAAGCACUUGAAGCAGCGGCUUCACCUGUUCCAAAUCCAGCGCAGGCUGCCGACAAAGCCAACGCUGUGGCAUUGCACGAUGAGACCAGUGAAGGAGAGUCCUCCAUCGCUCCGUACACAUCCGUCAGCAUACAUCUGACUCCCAUUGCAAGCAAGACAUAGCUCUGGGCCAGACCAGGGUACGCAGUCAGUAUUCUGAGUGAUUGUAGACAUAUCUGUAACGUUACCAACAUCCAAGUGAACAUUCCAGGGUUAUUGACGUGUUCAGGGAGUCUCAUUUGGGCAUUUGGGCGCUGACCUCGUCUGGACUGCAACUCCCGUGAGGUCGAAAGCAUGUUGCUCGAUACUUAGUGUCACGUGUUUGUAUGAUCAUGUCAGCUCCUAAAAGAGGUGUCAAUGUUUCCUUUCGUGCUUGGGUAGUCAUUGUCCCUACACGUAGAUCAAUUCCGUUACUGCUUAGGACAUCUGACAAUGGCUGCGCUACGGCUACGGACAACCAACUGUACACGACAAAAAAAAACCCGAAUAACAUGGACUAUAAACCGCAGGCCUUUUUCCUCCCCUCGCUCUCUCUCUCUCUCUCUCUCUCUCUCUCUCUUUCAUACCAAGACAUAUUUACGUUAAUCUCUCAUAAUCUAAUCAACAUCUAUCUUGCUCCCCCCCCCCCCCCGUUGUGUUGAGUGUGCUUCAAGUACUUAAGUUGAGACCUUAUCUGUGUUGUCACAGUGAUAUAACUAUGUUAUCUUAUCAGUGUUUUGUUGAUAUAACUAUGUUAUGUGAUGUAAGUUAUUUAACGCGCCUUUCUGCAUCUGCAUUCAGACCAGUGCUGGAAAGGCGGGCACUUGAUGGAGUUUUAUUCUUUUCGGUUACGUUAAUCCGUGCGUGGAUAUGCUUGUAUGCACAUCCAUCCGCGGCUUGUGUUCGUGUGUGCAAGUGGUGAGUCUUUGUCUGGUGUGUUUCCUGACUUAAUGAUCAGCUCUCUUCGUAUCAUGUCCACUGUCGUUGCCAUUGGAGAUAAUCAUACACUGUACUGUCCGUGCAGACAAUGA
Sycon ciliatum is the source of this 7413-nucleotide messenger RNA. Its product is annotated as rho GTPase-activating protein 35-like. The record is from RefSeq and is a predicted model, not a curated record. Gene Ontology annotation, biological process: Rho protein signal transduction; regulation of axonogenesis; regulation of cell size. Gene Ontology annotation, molecular function: GTPase activator activity. NCBI's taxonomy places the organism in Eukaryota, Metazoa, Porifera, Calcarea, Leucosolenida, Sycettidae. The transcript is spliced from 20 exons. The coding region runs from base 767 to 6526 and encodes 1919 amino acids. Gene Ontology annotation, cellular component: cytosol.